AUGGACAAAAGGUUGAAGUUGUUGAUCAAUACUUACGAGUUAGACCCUGGUACUUUGCCUCUAAACCACCAAUCAAACGAUCGAGAGACUUUUGCCCCACAGCCACUUCCAAAAUCAACCAAUUGCAUGUUUGAUUCACACAAGAGCAACAGCACAAACAAUAGUUGCAAAUAUGUACCACCACAUAGAGCUAGGUCCAGGAAGCCAGGAAACAAGCGUAAUGGGACCAAGAAUGAUGCAAAGAUGACAGAAGAUGAAAAAAUGGCGAAAAGACGAGAGAGGUUUAGCGUCAAAAAGAACGACAACAAUAAGCAAUCUCACAUUUACGGUCUUCUAAGUAGGGGUGAGGAUACGCGUUUGAAGGAGUCAGAGACUCUACGGGAGGAGUAUUUUCUUGUAAUUUUACACCAGUUUAUUACAUAUACCUCAACCAAUACUUCAAAAACAUUAUCUGAAGCAUUCAAGAAAAUCAAGGAUCUGGAUCCCAAGGAUAUUGAAAGUGCACAAUCCUUAAAACCCGACAAGGAGAUUGAGACAAAAGCAGUUACUAUGGAAUCGUUGUCAAUGUCACUAAGGAAGUUGCGAGAAAGUUUGCUACACUUGAGCCCUUCACCUUUCCACAAGAAGGUGUUUUUAUUUUCAACACGGAUCUCCUAUUGCUGUGGCCAGUAUCAGACGUACAUUCCCAGCAUCAAUUACUUGUUACUGCACAAAGAUGAUUUGGUUCUAUCCAAGCUGGAAGUUGAGGAAGUUGCCGUGAUUUUGGCAUUGCAUCUAACCCAUUUCAAUAAUGAUAUGCCUCAAGCUAUUCAAGCUUACUUUCGAUAUAUACCAAAUCGCAAGGAUAUAUUGCAAAUAAUACAGGCAUGGAUACAGAAAGAUUACUACACUUGGAUCCGAAUAUACAAUCUGGUUGAAAGCUUUGCAGUAAAGUCGAUGAUGAAACUAGGAUUACCUAAAAUGAUAAACCAAAUGAUCAAAAGUUUAAGUUCAAGCUACUUCAGUAUGAAGAAGUCGGUAAUUCAAAGUGAAUUGCUUCCAGAUGAUUUGGAGUAUGACGAUUUAGUGACAGUUUACAAGGUGAAUUGGACCGUUGAUGAUGCAGGGUUGGUAACUAUAAGAAAAAGACAAAGCAGGAAAGGUAGAUAG
Messenger RNA from Lodderomyces margitis, 1149 nucleotides. RefSeq lists its product as uncharacterized. The coding region runs from base 1 to 1149 and encodes 382 amino acids. Lineage: Eukaryota; Fungi; Ascomycota; Pichiomycetes; Serinales; Debaryomycetaceae. The record is from RefSeq and is a predicted model, not a curated record. The transcript has a single exon.